AUGUGGCUUGGCCAUGACAGCCUUGAUCAUCUAAAAAGGGAGAAUCAUCGAAAGGCGCUUACCAAGAGCAGUCAUGGAACUGACACUCUCAACCAAGCUCAACGCCUAGCCGGUGACCCUUCGGGAGAGCUGGGGCCCCACAUCCGUGUCACUGUCACCACUCUCCUUGACUACUACAAAGGACCCAGCUUUGAGCCCAAAUUCCUCAGCUCCAGAGGUCAGGUGCAGCCACUUACCCUGCUGUGCCACAGGAGAGACAGGAGCAUUGUGACCACAUUCCUGUGCCUUUCAGGUACCAGCAAGGUCAACCUUGUGAAGAUCGCAUCCACUGCCUCCAGCCCUCGGGACACAGCCCUGGCUGCCGUCAUCUGCAGUGCUCUGGCCACCGUACUGCUGGCCCUCCUCAUCUUGUGUGUCAUCUACUGUAAGAGACAGUUCAUGGAAAAGAAGCCCAGCUGGUCUCUGCGGUCACAGGACAUUCAGUACAACGGCUCUGAACUGUCAUGCUUUGACAGACCUCGGCUCAGUGGCUAUGUGCAUAGAGCAUGUUGUCAGUGCCACCAGGACUCAGCCCAGACCUACGGGCCUGUUCACCUGAUCCCAUCCUUGUGCUGUGAUGAGGCCUGUGGCACCACUCGGGCGGCACUUGGCUGUGGGGCACAUUCUACGGUCAACCAUCAGGAGAGACACACAGCUCCAGUGGGGGAGACAAUGCCAACUUUCUUUGGGUCCCUUUCCCGGUCCAUGUGUGGUGAGUUUUCCGAUGCCUGGCCACUGAUGCGAAAUCCCACGGGUAGUGACGACAUCUCUUUUUGUGACACUCAUCAUGAAAUUACUGAAGAAGAUGGUUCUGAGAAUCCAGAAAAUGAAAGCUCAACAUCGACAUCUUUGGAUUCAGGCAGUGGUCAAGAUGUGGUUGGUGGAGCUGUUCCAGUUCAAGCUCAUUCUGGAACCUUCACAGAAACCACCGGUUCAUCCAGAUACCAUGACUCAGUGACAGAACCAACACCAGCCCAGGAUGCUGCUCGAAGCCAGCUAGGUUGUGAGGCCAGCAACACCACACACCUAACCACUCCCACCUCCCUACAGGAGGCCUAAGACUAUCUUCUUCCUGCUGUGGAAGUGUGCCUGCACACAAAGGGAGCCCUGUGUUAGACUUACGGACUGAGCGGUCUGGACCCUGUGUGACUACUGCGAG
Molecule: messenger RNA, 1198 nt
Organism: Castor canadensis (American beaver)
Lineage: Eukaryota; Metazoa; Chordata; Mammalia; Rodentia; Castoridae
Source: RefSeq, a predicted model, not a curated record